Messenger RNA from Phodopus roborovskii (desert hamster), 1964 nucleotides. RefSeq names its product secretogranin III (gene Scg3). The record is from RefSeq and is a predicted model, not a curated record. The coding region runs from base 107 to 1522 and encodes 471 amino acids. Lineage: Eukaryota; Metazoa; Chordata; Mammalia; Rodentia; Cricetidae. Gene Ontology annotation, cellular component: secretory granule membrane. The transcript is spliced from 12 exons. Gene Ontology annotation, biological process: protein localization to secretory granule.
CCUGUCCCUGCCAGUUUCUUACUCCCCUUCUCAUUCAUAACAAAAGCUACAGCUCAGGGGCCCAGCGCCAGGCUCUUCCCAGCAGAAAGCAGAGGAGCAAGGAAGAAUGAGGUUCCUUUGGACCGGAUCUUGGAUACUGGUGUUGGUGCUCAAUAGUGGACGAAUUCAAGCUUUCCCCAAACCGGAAGGCAGCCAAGACAAAUCUCUGCAUAAUAGAGAAUUAAGUGCAGAAAGACCUUUGAAUGAACAGAUUGCUGAGGCAGAGGCAGACAAGAUUAAGAAGGCAUACCCUCCAGAAAGCAAGCCAAGUGAGAGCAAUUAUUCUUCUAUCGACAACUUGAACCUGCUAAGGGCGAUAACAGAGAAGGAAAAACUUGAGAAAGAAAAACAAUCCAUAAGAAGCUCCCCAUUUGGUAACAAAUUGAAUGUGGAAGAUGUUGAUUCAACUAAAAAUCGAAAACUGAGUGAUGAGUAUGAUUCUACAAAGAGUGGACUGGACCAUAAAUUUCAAGAUGACCCAGAUGGCCUCCAUCAACUGGAUGGAACUCCAUUAACUGCUGAAGACAUUGUCCACAAAAUUGCUACCAGGAUUUAUGAAGAGAAUGACAGAGGAGUGUUUGACAAGAUUGUUUCUAAACUGCUGAAUCUCGGCCUAAUCACUGAAAGUCAGGCACAUACUCUAGAAGAUGAAGUAGCUGAGGCAUUACAAAAACUGAUUUCAAAAGAAGCCAACAAUUAUGAGGAGGCCCUUGAUAAACCCACAAGCAGGACCGAGUAUCAGGCUGGAAAAAUACCAGAGAAAGUGACCCCUGUAGCAACAAUUCAAGAUGGCUUUACUCACAGAGAAAAUGAUGAAACAGUAUCUAACACCUUGACCUUGUCCAAUGGCUUGGAAAGGAGAACUAACGCCCACAGUGAAGAUGACUUUGAGGAACUUCAGUAUUUCCCCAACUUCUAUGCACUAUUGACAAGCAUCGACUCAGAAAAAGAAGCAAAAGAGAAAGAAACGCUGAUUACUAUCAUGAAGACAUUGAUUGAUUUUGUGAAAAUGAUGGUCAAAUAUGGCACAAUAUCUCCAGAAGAAGGCGUUUCCUACCUCGAAAACUUGGAUGAAGCAAUUGCUCUGCAGACCAAGAACAAGCUAGAAAAAAAUACUACUGACAGCAAAAGCAAGCUUUACCCAGUGCCUUCAGAGAAGAGUCAGGAAGAAACAGACAGCACCAAGGAAGAAGCCGCCAAGAUGGAAAAGGAAUAUGGAACCCUGAAGGAUUCUACAAAAGAUGAUAACUCCAACCUAGGAGGAAAGACAGAUGAAGCCAAAGGGAAAACAGAAGCCUAUUUGGAAGCCAUUAGAAAAAACAUCGAAUGGUUGAAGAAACACAACAAAAAAGGAAACAAAGAAGACUAUGACCUUUCAAAGAUGAGGGACUUUAUCAACCAGCAAGCUGACGCUUACGUGGAGAAAGGCAUCCUCGAUAAGGAAGAAGCCAAGGCCAUCAAGCGUAUCUACAGCAGCCUGUGAAGACGGCAGGCAGCCUGAGCCUCUCAACUGUUCCAGCAAAAACAAUAUAGCUUCAAAACUAAUUUGGCAGUUAAAGAUUUACUGGCCCAGGAGCAUUAGAAUGUGCUGAAUUUAUAGUAGUUAACCCCUUAGAAAUGGGUAAAAUAGAGCUCUCUUGCCAUAAAUACAUUAUGAAAAGUGUACAUCUGCUGAGAUUUUUGUAUAUAGCAUCCGUAUUUCCUCUUGGAUUUACACUUUAUACUCAGAGAUGUGCUGCUCUGGAAAAGCCUCUAAUGGGUUGAACAUAAAUCUGAACCUUCUUCCCCUGUCUUAAGCUCCCUGAAGAUCUGAGAAAUCCUAUUUCAAGGCAUGCUGGACACCUGAGCACCUUGAAUGUGUGUUACAUGAUGUUUCCACAAGCGGUUCUCUGUUGGGCAUUGAAAUAAACCCACAUUUCUUCAUA